Molecule: messenger RNA, 2089 nt
Organism: Ornithodoros turicata
Lineage: Eukaryota; Metazoa; Arthropoda; Arachnida; Ixodida; Argasidae
Product: leukocyte elastase inhibitor-like
Exons: 2
Coding region: 883-2061 (392 amino acids)
Molecular function (GO): serine-type endopeptidase inhibitor activity
Source: RefSeq, a predicted model, not a curated record
UGACCGUGGCCAAUACAACAGCGGACGGGAGCAACGGCCCGUUUCCCCGAACUCGCGGGUGCACAUAUACAACGCUGUGAUAGUGUCGAGCUGCGCAGCUCUCAUGCGGUUACCCUUUCAUCUUGAAUGGAACACAUAACUCUUUCUGUCUGCGUGCGAAAUGAUGAAAACAUGACGAUCCAGUCAUUGUCGUCUUGCUGCGAGCCUCAUUUCACCUUCAAACAUUAUAGACGUCGGCCCAAAGCGCUUCCAAAAUCUCUCCAUCUAAACAAUCACAUUGAGCGAAAGAACGUGUCGCAUUCCACGAUGCAGCCAUUUAGCAUUGAGGAUAUUCAGGAGCACGCUUUCGGUGUGAGUUACGUCUGACAACAUCGCAACUGCGGGCGACAUUGAAUAAAAGACUCCGACCGGCGAUAUCGUCGUCUACAAGAGGGCGCCACCACAAACUAGUAUAUCUGGGAGUAAAAGGUGAACCUUCUUUGACGAUGACAGAAUGAUUUCAGCUUCAACCGGACCAUUUGGGUGUCGCGUAAAAUACGAUGAGAGGUAUACGGUGCGUAUAAUGAUGCCUAUAGAUGAUUGUCAAGGGACAAAGCCUGGAGCAAAAGUGCGCCCCUAUUAAAACAGGUGCGACAAGUCUGCGCUUGUCACGUUAUUAGACACGUCCCAUUCACGAUUUUAGUACCUUUCAUCUCCCUGCACUUUCGGUGGUAAACUGAUAUGAUAUCAGCUUUCCAGCGAACGAGACGGAAAGGAGACACUAUACUGUUACAAGAGCUAUAUCGCAACUAGCCGGAUCCUCUUUUGGGAGUGAGUUGCACCUUUUGCAGACCACAACAGACGUACGGCAACCCUCCGUGUAAAAGGACACGUCCAGCAACCAUGCUGUCUGCUUUGCUGACCUUCGCCUAUCUUUGCGCCCCUGCGUCGACGUCUCCAGAAUCCCCGAGCCUGGUGGAAGCCAACAACCGUCUUGGCAUCAAUAUCCUGAGGCGGCUCAGUCUGCGCAUGAACAACGUAGUUCUGUCCCCAGUCAGCGUCUCCGCAGCGAUCGCAUUGGUCUACCUUGGGGCAAAAGGGGUGAGCGAAGAGGAACUGGCGGAGGUUCUCGGCAUCAAGAUGGCGCACUUUGACGGCAAACGUUCCGUCGAGAAAGGCUUCGCGCCGCUUCUGGACCACUUCAGACAUCUGGAGAAGGAGGUCAACUUCCACAUCGCCAACGCCUUCCUCGUCCAGAAAGAGUUCCCCGUUCUUGAAGAAUACAAGGAGUACCUCACCGCCUUCGGUGUGCUGUAUAAGGAAGUUAUUUUCGCUGCAUCUGAGGCAACCCAGAUCAACGAAUGGUUUGCCAACCAAACGAGAGGCUUUAUAACCAAUGUCACACCGGAGAUACACAUGAACACCGUUAUGGCCGUGAUAAACGCCGUAUAUUUCAAAGGAGAUUGGCAGAAGCCUUUCGUCGUGGGGCAGACAAAGAAGGGUUACUUCCGCAAUCUUCCCCCACCACAGGUGCUCGUAGAUAUGAUGACGCAGGUAAACACAUUCCGCGUCAGCAGUAGCAAGGAACUCGACGCCGAGCUCCUCGAACUGCCCUACGAGAGCCCCGAGUUUAGUAUGGUGGUUAUUCUUCCAAAUGCACCCAACGGAUAUGCAUCGCUUCUCGACAAACUGGACGCUGUGAUGUUACAGAGAGCCAUAGACGAUCUAGACCGUGCAGCGCCGACUCAGGUUAACGUGACCCUUCCCAGGUUCAGGAUGGUGUCACAAGUCAGUUUGGUCGACAUGCUGAGGGGGCUCGGUAUCCAGUCUAUCUUCGAAAUUGAUAAAGCGAACCUUACGGGAAUUAGCGACGUCUCCGGAUUGAUCGUUUCCGAUAUCAUGCACAAGGCUGUGAUAGAAGUGGACGAAAAAGGUAGCGAGUCUGCUGGGACAGGGGCGUUAGGUAUUACUUUUCGUGCCGGCAUACAUACGUUUGUUGUCGACCACCCUUUCUUGUUUUUCGUUCGCUACAAGCCAGCAGAUGACCUGAUUUUGUUCAUGGGCGUUAUUAGCAGUCUGUGAACGAAAUAAAAGCGCAAGCCGUGACGCA